Molecule: messenger RNA, 2207 nt
Organism: Oncorhynchus tshawytscha (Chinook salmon)
Lineage: Eukaryota; Metazoa; Chordata; Actinopteri; Salmoniformes; Salmonidae
Product: CUGBP Elav-like family member 4
Exons: 13
Coding region: 285-1796 (503 amino acids)
Biological process (GO): mRNA splice site recognition; regulation of alternative mRNA splicing, via spliceosome
Cellular component (GO): cytoplasm; nucleus; ribonucleoprotein complex
Molecular function (GO): mRNA binding
Source: RefSeq, a predicted model, not a curated record
CUGACACAGGGAGAAAGAAACAGAUUGAGAACGGGAAGAGGAAUGAAAAUACAUCAAACAUAAAUAAAGCGAAAUCAAAGCAAUAGGAUAGAUUGAGAGAAAGGAGAAAGAAGAAGAGAGAGACCUUAAAAAGGGAGAGGGACAGGGAGAGAGAAAGAAUAGAAAAAUAAAGUAGGGGGAGUGUGCAGUUGACUUGAGAGAGAGGGAAAGGGAGAAAGGGCGAGAGAGAGAGAGAGAAAGAGAGAGAGAGAGAGAGAGACCAGCCGCCGGCCCAUUUAGGAAAGAUGGCUACAGUCACUGCAAACGGAGUGCAGCAAGAGAAUGGAUUCAGCACCACGAACAGCGCCGCCAGGAUGAACGGGCUCACAAUCGGUCAGAACACCAUUCCAAUGAAGGACCACGACGCCAUCAAGCUGUUUAUCGGACAGAUUCCCAGAAACCUGGAGGAGAAAGAUCUGAAGCCCCUUUUUGAGGAAUUCGGAAAGAUAUACGAACUCACUGUGCUGAAAGACAGGUUUACGGGAAUGCAUAAAGGAUGUGCCUUUCUAACGUACUGCGCCAGAGAGUCAGCACUGAAGGCCCAGAGCGCCCUCCAUGAACAGAAGACUCUGCCAGGGAUGAACCGGCCCAUCCAGGUGAAGCCAGCCGACAGCGAAGGACGAGGAGAAGACAGGAAGCUGUUUGUGGGGAUGCUUGGGAAGCAGCAGAGCGAGGAGGACGUCCGGCGGCUCUUUGAGACCUUCGGCCAGAUCGAGGAGUGCACCGUCCUGAGAGGGCCUGAUGGGGCCAGUAAGGGCUGUGCCUUUGUCAAGUUCUCCAGCCACGCAGAAGCACAGGCGGCCAUCAACAGCCUGCACGGCGGACAGACCAUGCCAGGGGCGUCCUCCAGCCUGGUGGUGAAGUUUGCCGACACGGACAAGGAGCGGACCCUGCGUAGGAUGCAUCAGAUGGCGGGCCAGCUCGGCAUCUUCAGCCCCAUGACCAUCCAGUUUGGGGCCUAUGGCGCCUACUCUCACGCUGUAAGUCUCGGCUCCACGGGGGAGGAGACGCAGAUGAUGCAACAGCAAGCAGCGCUAAUGGCGGCGACCCAGAACUCGUAUCUGAACCCCAUGGCAGCCAUCGCUGCGGCACAAAUGCAGCAAAUGGCAGCUUUCAACGUCAACGGUCUGGUGGCUGCCCCAAUGACACCCUCCUCAGGCACCAGCACGCCACCGGGUAUCAAUGCCACGGCCGUGCCCAGCCUAGCAGCACCCAUGGGGGUCAAUGGGUUCGCAUCCCUCCCGCCCCAGACCAACGGUCAGCCUAACAAUGAGCCAAUCUACACCAAUGGGAUCCACCCCUACCCAGGUGAGACAGCCAAUGGGAUUCACCUCUACUCAGCACAGAGUCCUACAGUGACUGACCCUCUCCAGCAGGCUUACGCCGGUGUGCAGCACUACGCAGCAGCCUACCCUGCCGCCUAUGCACCAAUCAGUCAAGCGUUCCCCCAGCAACCCACCAUCAUCCCCCAGCAACAGAGAGAAGGGCCGGAAGGCUGCAACCUGUUUAUUUACCAUCUGCCCCAGGAGUUUGGAGACGCAGAAUUAAUGCAAAUGUUCCUGCCUUUCGGCAACGUCAUCUCCGCCAAAGUCUUCGUGGACCGGGCGACCAAUCAAAGCAAGUGUUUUGGCUUUGUGAGCUUCGAUAACCCGUCCAGUGCCCAGGCGGCUAUCCAGGCCAUGAAUGGUUUUCAGAUAGGCAUGAAGCGGCUGAAGGUGCAGCUGAAGCGGCCAAAGGAUGCCAACCGACCUUACUGACCCCUUUGCCGUCCACAUCCAGGAUGAAGGGCCACAACACCUUAUUUCCACAAGUGCAGUAUAAAGUACAAAGACUUCUUGCUCUGCUACAUAUCAUGAAAGAAGGGUGGUCCCUUGAUUCUGCUGGAAGAAUACCUGGAGAAGAUUGGGUGACUGAGGAGGAGAAGGAACCCGGAGAUUAUUUUUUUUAUUUUUUUUUUAGCAAAUGCCUCUUUUCCCUGUUUUGCUUUGGCGUCUGUGGAAGAGGAUUUUUUGCAGAGACCAACUUUUUGCUGCUGUUUUUUAAACAAGAUGGAAAACCUUUAUAGACACAUUAUGCUCAAAGCAUGCAAACUGACACCGAUAUAUAUAGACAUGAACACACUCUUACCAAACACACAUGCAUACAUACAGGCCAACACACACACACAC